GCAUCACCAGCAGGUGGGGUUUUCCUGCACCGGGACCAAAGUGUGAACAAAACGACGACAAUCAACAAUCGUCAGUCAGACUCAGAAUGGACACGGAAUUUACAAUCUCUGACCUCCUGGCACCGGGGGAGGAAUACCGACUGUACCAACUGACAAAGUUCUAUAGAGACAGACUCAAACAAGCGAUUGAAGAAAAGGUUGAAAGACUCGGUUGGAUAUUGACAAAAGAGGGACAUUUCAGUAGAGAAGAAAAUGAGAAAGUUACUGAGCUGACAGAGAAGGGAAACCGGGCAGAGAGUUCCAGACUCUUCCUCAGUUUGGUGAAUGGCAAAGGCUCCCGGGCCCGGAGGGCGAUGUGGGAAUCCUUUGUGACAUGGAGGACUGAGUUACCGAAGUUGGAUAGAAUACUGAGAGAAAUACAGGAGCUCGGUCCUGCUCCACUUGAAUACAUGAACUUCGCCGAAGGGUUAUCUGAGUUACCCUCUCAUCUGAUAGAUGUUCAAAAGAAACACAAGGAGACUCUGCGGGCACAAACUGAAACACUGAGAGUGAACACGAUCCUGAUGAGGGAGAAGGUGAAGGUUUUCCAGCUGGUUGAUCGAUACGCUGAGCUCACGGUCAUUUCUACUGUUCGAGAUCGGAGACUGGUGGAACAUGAGCUGCUGGCAAGAGGCAGAGACCACGAGGAGUGGAGACAGAAACAUCUCCGCAGAGAGCUGGAAAAAAUUCCGACUGAUCAGUUGAUCCAGAGCAGUUUUUCCCAGAGUAAAUCCAAAUCUGGGAGUUCGGCAGCAGUGGCCGGAGUCCCGGGGAUUGGGAAAACAACAAUGGUACAAAAGAUUGUAUAUGACUAG
This is a messenger RNA of Hypanus sabinus (Atlantic stingray), 854 nucleotides long. RefSeq lists its product as uncharacterized. The transcript has 5 exons. The coding region runs from base 87 to 854 and encodes 255 amino acids. The record is from RefSeq and is a predicted model, not a curated record. NCBI's taxonomy places the organism in Eukaryota, Metazoa, Chordata, Chondrichthyes, Myliobatiformes, Dasyatidae.